Aspergillus clavatus NRRL 1 is the source of this 1419-nucleotide messenger RNA. RefSeq names its product dolichyl-P-Man:Man(5)GlcNAc(2)-PP-dolichol alpha-1,3-mannosyltransferase (gene alg3). The transcript is spliced from 3 exons. The record is from RefSeq and is a predicted model, not a curated record. The coding region runs from base 1 to 1419 and encodes 472 amino acids. Gene Ontology annotation, cellular component: endoplasmic reticulum. NCBI's taxonomy places the organism in Eukaryota, Fungi, Ascomycota, Eurotiomycetes, Eurotiales, Aspergillaceae. Gene Ontology annotation, molecular function: dol-P-Man:Man(5)GlcNAc(2)-PP-Dol alpha-1,3-mannosyltransferase activity.
AUGGAGUUGAAUGACUUUUGUAUCGCAACAAUUAUUACCGCAUUGAUCAUUCUCUGUGAGACUUUGAGUCUUCUCCUCCAUCCCGGACUGGAGCUAAGCCGGAAAAGGACGAAUACCAUUGGUUCUCUUGGCCUCAAGCCACAUGCUUGGAAGCCAGCUCUUUGGGACCUUAACACCAUCGACAACAUGGAGUUGAAGCACUUACUGGGAGAUCUCUGUAUGAAUCCCAGACAUACAAGAUGGAUUGCUCCUCUUCUCAUUUUGGGGGAUGCGGUCCUUUGCGCGCUCAUCAUCUGGAGGGUCCCAUAUACUGAAAUUGAUUGGACGACCUACAUGCAACAGGUCUCUCUAUAUCUUUCGGGCGAGCGUGACUACACCUUGAUCAAAGGGUCCACCGGACCACUGGUGUAUCCGGCCGCACACGUCUACAUCUAUAGCAUCCUCUACUACCUCACGGAUGAAGGGCGGGACAUCCUGCUUGCGCAAAUCUUGUUUGCCAUUCCAUACCUCGCUACGCUGGCCGUCGUAAUGUCUUGUUAUAGACAGGCUGGCGCACCGCCAUUCCUGCUUCUGCCGCUCGUGCUGUCCAAGAGGCUCCAUAGUAUUUUCGUGCUACGCCUUUUCAACGAUGGCUUUGCGGCUCUCGCCAUGUGGAUUGCUAUUUUCUUGUUCCAGAAAAAGAAGUGGACGGCGGGUGUCGUCGUCUGGUCAACUGGUGUCGCGAUCAAGAUGACUCUCCUGCUUCUUGCGCCUGCAAUCGCAGUAGUGUUGGUGCUUAGCUUAUCGCUUCAACCGAGUAUACAACUCGGGGCGCUGGCGGUACUCAUUCAGAUCCUAUUGGGAAUCCCCUUUCUGUCCCAUAAUACGGCUGGAUACAUUGCGCGAUCUUUUGAAUUAACCAGGCAGUUCAUGUUCAAGUGGACAGUCAAUUGGAGAUUCGUCGGCGAAGAAUUAUUCCUAUCUAGAAAAUUCUCUCUAGCUCUAUUGGCACUACACAUUGCCCUUUUGGGACUGUUUGCGACCAGAGUAUGGCUGAAGCCGUCCGGAUCUAAGUUGCCAAGCUUCGUGCAGCAAUUGCUUCAAAGACGCUAUCGCACCGUCUCCUUAUCCCGAACUUUCAUCAUGAGAACGAUGCUAUCAUCUCUUGCAAUUGGUCUCCUGUGCGCAAGAUCGCUGCACUAUCAGUUCUUUGCUUAUCUGGCCUGGGCGACACCCUUUCUUCUCUGGCAGACAGGAUUCCACCCUAUCGUCGUGUACGCGGUAUGUAUGGCGCAAGAGUGGGCCUGGAACAUAUAUCCAAGCACAAAUGGGAGCUCCUUGGUUGUUAUUCUUUCGCUUGCUGUCCAAGUCAUCGGGAUCCUUUGGAACGCAAAUGGGCGCCAAAUUCCGGAAAAUAGCCCAAAAGAACAUGUGCAAUAG